Periconia digitata is the source of this 1573-nucleotide messenger RNA. NCBI's taxonomy places the organism in Eukaryota, Fungi, Ascomycota, Dothideomycetes, Pleosporales, Periconiaceae. The record is from the annotation of a GenBank genome assembly.
UUUUUCAAUUACCACAAUGAGCGUUUCAAGUCUUCGAGUCGGUCGGUUGGCGAGCACUACAGCGGCUCCGCCAGACACACCCACCCAGCAAGAACAAAACAUGUACGACGGAAACAAUGAAGACGAGCCCAUGAAUCGCCAAGAAGAAAGUGUGCGACAAAGCGCAUAUUCUGCAAAUUGCGAGGACGCGGAAGAAUCGAGCAACAACACCAGUGAUGACGACGAAGAAGAGAGCGAGACCAUGAGCUCCUCCUCCUCCUCCUCCUCCUCCUCUUCCGAAGAAGAUGACGAAAUCCCUACAAAUCUGUCCACGAUAAACACAAGCUGUAUAGAGGAAGCGCAGCUCUCGCCAGAUGGAACAUGCAUCUUCACCACCGACCACGCCCGCCGGUUCUCCGUCUACGCUAUGCCCACAACCACCACUACCGGCUCAAACCCUGCAAAUCUAAAACCCUACGCACAACUCCAAGCCACAGAUCCUAUCUGGGCGUUUGCUUCAAAUCCAUACUUCGACCUCUACGACAGCAGCACAACCACCGUCCUCCUCAGCCAACGAGACCACUACAUCACACUUCACAACGCGCUCUGGGAUAUCUCCAACACCUCCCCUACUCCUCCUCCUCAUGGCGGUCCAAUUAAUAUCUCACCUAUCCUCACCUCUUACAAACUUAUAAACUCGCUCACAGAAGCCUACAUCACCCCGCUAAGUCUCACAUACACACACAGCGGAACUCACUUCUACGCCGGCCACCAAAACACAAUCUCCAUCUUCGACGUCGGGGAGUCUUCCGCGCCCAUAUCGAAUAUCCCUACCAUCCCUUCAAAGCGCUCUAUUUUAAAGGGUGGAGGCGUAGGCUUCAAAGGACAUAUCACCUCCCUCUCCCUUUCCCCCUCGUCCCUGUACGCCCGCGAUGGGAUACUAGCCGCGGGAUCCCGCACACGCUGGAUCGGGCUGUACGAUUCACGCACCAGCGAAGCUGUGACUAGUUUCUCGCUCCCCGGCGGCUCGCGCUCUCAAGAAACCACCAGCGAAGCCGGAGGAGCCGGAGGAGGCGUAACACAGCUCAAAUGGAUGCCCGACGGCAACUAUCUCUGCAUCGCUGAGCGCCGCUCAGACACGCUUCUCUUCUACGAUGCUCGAAACUACAAAAUAGCGGUUUCAUGGUGUACAGAUCGUAAUGCCUUGACGAAUCAGAAAGUAGGGUUUGAUAUCUGGUCGCCCGAAGACUCCUCCAUUGUGGCCAAUAACGCGUUGGGCGCGGGCGGGAGACGAAGUGGUGAGGUGUGGGGUGGAGGGACAGAUGGCAGCGUGCGGGUCUGGACCGAGCCGUGGAAUAAAGAUGGGGCGAUGCAGCCGGACAGAGUAAUCGAUGUUGAUGGGGUUUUUGGAGAUGAUGUACAGAAAGAACGAUUACCCGUUGUUUCUUGCCUCCUGGGCCGAGGUGGAGGGAUGGCGGUUGUCGCGAGAGGGAGACGCGAGGGGAGUAAGUGGGGUGGAAAUAGUAGGAGUACGACUACGUCGCGUUCCCUCGAUCUCGGACGUCUCGAUGUUUUGAGUUUGGGCGGUGGGUGA